CCAUCGACAACCCGACUUGAAGCGGCGCAUUGAAGCACGCGAGCGCUCGGCGACAGCGCAGCGUCUAAGAGAUUUUUUACUAACAUAAAACAGGUUUGCGAAAUCACUGGGAAGAGUAAGUCGCAUUGAUCAUGACGGACGGAUGUGUAGACCUGCAGAUGACUGGAACUAACUCUUGCGCAACAGGCUUUGACCCUGACUGUGGUCACCGCACGACGACCUCUAUUCCUCGACCUCACCUCUCAGUCUUGUCAAUCAUUGCUGAGACAAUGUCUUCAUCUGCGAGCCGAGCUGCUGUCAGCACUCCCGUCAAGUCGACGCCGCAAAAGCCCACCCCUAUCGUCGACAGUCCUGGUACAUGGAGACAUCCACGCCUGAAUGAGAUCACGAGACGGCGGAACGCAACGACAUUUUCCGAAAAGAACGUUAGAAGAAUAGCUCUGAACAUCGGCUUCCUUCUCAGUCUUUGGCUGUCCCAGAUCUUUUCGCGUUCAUACAUUCCCGCACAAUGGUUUAGUAGCUCCUUGCGCUCACAUCUGGGUUGGGCAUACUACCUGAUCCAGCUCAUUCCGCUGGUGAACAUUGGCAUGGCUAUGCUGCCUCUGCUCCGAUCGGCCGACGAUCUUUCCGACAUUCCCUUGACGCCUGCUCAGCGCCAACUUCUCGGACUGCCGCCUAGUUCUGCAGCAGCUACACCUGAUGCUGUAUACAGCACCCCGCCACGUUACUCGCGGACGCCUUCUCUGGCAGGUUCGCCCGCGAGCAACCGGAGCUUCUCUGGUUCCCCGCUUUCCGGCAGAGGCAGCCCAGCUCUUGCAAGCUCUUUCAAUGGAAACGGACAAUCUUACUCUCCUUCGCCCCUUCACAACAGCCCCUCCAAGUUCUCGGCCAGCUUGAACAGCAACCGGAGAUCGUCCUUUGGCUCUUCUACGAACCUGGGAGCAAGCACUGCAUCUUCCCUCUUCCCUGACCCGGGAACGCCAAGCCCCUCUACCGGAAAGCGCACCAGCGUGGGACUGAACAAUAAGUGGCUCUAUGAGAGAGGGAGGAGGUCGUCAGGUGGUACUUGGAUGCAUUAGGCGACGACGGCGCACUGCGCUUUCAUGGCCUAGAGGGAAUUAGGAAGAUGAAUGACUGCAGUCAGUGGGAUGGAUACCUUGCGAAAGGCGUUUGGGUGUAAUGUUUCUCAUGGGGUGGAGACAAAGGCUGACUAGAUGCCCUAAAAUAAAGUCAAAAAGUCCGCAGACUGUACAUAAAUGUUGUUCGCGUGGGUCAUAUAAAUCAAUCGAGG
Molecule: messenger RNA, 1291 nt
Organism: Colletotrichum scovillei
Lineage: Eukaryota; Fungi; Ascomycota; Sordariomycetes; Glomerellales; Glomerellaceae
Product: nuclear pore complex component
Exons: 2
Coding region: 270-1079 (269 amino acids)
Biological process (GO): spindle pole body duplication; protein import into nucleus
Cellular component (GO): nuclear pore transmembrane ring; nuclear outer membrane
Source: RefSeq, a predicted model, not a curated record